Messenger RNA from Vitis vinifera (wine grape), 1443 nucleotides. RefSeq names its product WD repeat-containing protein RUP2. Gene Ontology annotation, biological process: response to UV-B. NCBI's taxonomy places the organism in Eukaryota, Viridiplantae, Streptophyta, Magnoliopsida, Vitales, Vitaceae. Bases 139 to 1290 code for a protein of 383 amino acids. The transcript has a single exon. Gene Ontology annotation, molecular function: protein binding. The record is from RefSeq and is a predicted model, not a curated record.
UUGAGGUACAAAGCCGUCCACCAUUGCCUUUGCCUCUCAUCCACUUGAUAUAUCAAUUUUUUCGAUUACUUCCCCACCCUUUCAUUGGUCCAAAAGGCAAAAGAUUCCACCACCGCCGUCACUUCUUAUGAAUGGGAAAUGAAAAACUUCUCAACGCGAUUCAAUCCUCAAGGCUCAGAAGUGGAGAACCCAAACAUACAAGAAGAAAAGAGAGAGCAACACAUCGAAGAAGAAAGAGCUAGACGCGACUGGGAAUUCAGUCUCUCCACUGUUGUUUCUUCGAGCUCUGACGGAGCCAGCACCGACACCAUCGGCAUCAUAGAGUUCGACCCCUCUGAUAACCUCGUGGUCACCGGAGGAAUCGCUAGGAAAAUUAGGGUUUAUAGUAUAAAAUCCUUCUUGUCCGACGAAAAUCAUAGCCAUGGUGAGCGCAAAGUUACAUGGUUACAACAUAAUGAUGCAUGUGACUACUAUGUAUGUACCCCAGCCAAGCUCAGUAGCCUAAGGUGGAAACCUGGCUCCGCCGGCCGAGUACUAGGCUCUGGUGACUACGAUGGGGUGGUCACCGAGUACGAUCUCGACCAAAAAAUCCCCAUUUUCGAACGUGACGAGCACGGUGGACGCAGAAUCUGGAGCGUGGACUACUCACAUUGGGAUCCGUUUGUUGGCGCGUCGGGCUCUGACGACGGCACCAUGCAAAUGUGGGAUCCACGUUGCGAGGGUAUAAAGAAUGUGGCCAAAGUACGACCCAGCGGGGGUGGUAGCGCGGUGUGUUGUGUGGAGUUCAACCCCUUCGGUGGUCCAUUGAUCGCUGUCGGGUGUGCGGACCGAAGAGCCUAUGGCUAUGACGUGAGGAAGAUGGUCGACCCGGUACUAAUAUUUGACGGGCACCAAAAGACCGUGACCUACGUGCGGUUUCUGGAUCAGCAUACGAUGGUGACAUCAGGGACGGAUGGCUGCUUAAGGCUUUGGAGUAUGCAUGACGCCCGAAUGAUUCGGGUGUACAUGGGGCAUAUGAACACUCGGAGCUUUGUGGGGUUGUCAGUGUGGAGAACAGGCGGGUUACUGGGAUGCGGGUCGGAAAAUAACCAUGUAUUUGUGUACGACAAGAGGUGGGGUGAGCCCAUAUGGGUGCAUGAAUUUGGGGUCGGGAGUCGAGAUGGGCGUGACCCGAAUUUUGUGAGCAGUGUGUGUUGGAGGCAAGUGGGCGGUGAGGAUGGGUGCACCCUUGUGGCUGGUGGGUCGGAUGGGAUUUUGGAGGUGAUUGUGGGGAAGAAAAAAGCAUUUUGAUGAUAGGAGAAAUACUAUAGUGAAAGAGGAAUGCUAACAAAGAAAGGGCCAUUUGUUUUGGUUUCUAUUUUUUUUUUUUGUUGGAAUGCUAACAAAGUUUUUCCUUUGUGGAUGUAUUAUACUUUACAAGUAUUGGUGUUGCCUGUUCUGGUA